ACACAUUUGUCCACAGACAGAUUUUGUGCGACGCCAUGGAGGAAGGAACAUUCCUUCUGCUGCUGUUCUCAUUACUGGGGACUGCGUCAGCUCUCAGCUUUUAUGGGGACAGUAUCAGUUUUAUGGCACCACAGAAGAAGAGUGAUGGGAAUUUUCAGGUGACCUUUUAUCACAGACAGAACAGCAGGAGCAACUGUCAACAUCAGUCUUCCUUCACGUGUGAGAGUGGGCUGUGCUCGAGCUUUGUUCAGUCCAGCAGCUUUGAAACAGACAUGGACAACACAGGCCAAGGCAGGUGGUGCCAGUCUGAAGGAAGCACAACGGUAACCAUCCCAUCCAGUAACACGUCCGUCUCCCUGCGGGACUCUGGCUGCUGCUGGCAGUCUAACGUCGAAGGAACAACAAACUGGACCACUUCUGCAGAGCUGGACCUGGGAACCCGAUCGGACACACACACUCUUAAUAGCUGCCCCGUGACAACGACAGUGUCCUCUCUAAGGGUGCCUCAGAACUGCUUUUCAAAUAUCCGUCUUCUGGCCCAUGAUCCGGAUGGAGAUCUUGUGAGAUGCUUCUUCAGCCCAGGCGCCCCUGUUCCCUCAAACCUUUCCCUGGAUGAGACCGAGUGCACGCUGACAAGGACGGGUCAAGUUCACACCGGUGUUCAUGUGUUUGAGCUGAUGCUGAAGGACUUCACCACCCAAAACAUCACUUUGACCUACUCAGAUGGGACGUCAGUGCUCCGGGAGGCCUUCAACUUGAACACUCCUCUCUGCAAAGUCAAGCUGCAGUUUUCAUUAGAGAUCCUCCCUCCAAUCCCAAACUGUGAACCCGGUCAUGUGCAGCCCGUGUUCCUGUCCAGCACCCCAUCACAUGGGGAGGUUCUUCACGCCACUGUGGAUACAAGGUUCCAGCUUUUCGCUGAAGCCCAGGCUGGUCAUUCAAUCAUCAACGACUUCCAGGUGAGCGGACCUCAGAACGUGACCAAAGCGUUCUCAGACGGUCCGAACGGGAAAGCCGACGUCACUCUAAGUUGGACUCCACGGCCCGGUGACCUGCACAGAGUUGUUCCACUCUGCUUCACUGCAGAGACAAAUGAAACCCAAUCAGAGAUGAGAUGUGUUGUUGUCGUGGUAACCCAAGCCUCAGUAAUUUCAGGAAAAGCCAUUGUUCUGUGCUCACCCAACAAGAUGACAGUGGUUCUUGACAUAGCUUCCAUGCCUGGCAUCGACGUCAAUUAUCUCAAGCUGAAAGAUCCUUCGUGCUCGCUCACGUCCAACGGCACUCACAUCAUGGGCACCAUGUCAUUCAGCACCUGUGGCACGAGACUUGAGGAAAAAGGCGACUUUAUCGCUUUUCUGAAUGAGAUCAACUCCUUCGAGCUGCCCAACGCAGUCAUAACCCGCAGGAAGACGGUUAAGAUCAGCUUUUCCUGCCAGUUCCCCAAAACCGUCACCAUCUCCAGCUAUUACAACCUCCAAGACUCUGACUACAUCUUCACCGAGUCCAGCUUCGGCAGCUUCGGUUACACCUUUGACAUCUUCCUGGAUGCUAACUUCACGGCGAGGGUGGCGCCCACUGCUUACCCGGUGGAGGUCAGGCUGCUGCAGACCACCUACAUGGGGAUCCAGGCUCGGUCAGAGCUGCCAAGCGUGACCCUGUUCGUUGAGUCAUGUAAAGCCACUCCUGAUGACAACCCCGACAACCCCCUCUACUACGACCUCAUCAGCAACGGAUGUAUUCAAGAUGAAACUCUCAAAAUCUACCCAUCUAACCAAACUGUGUUCAACUUCGGGGUUGAAACCUUCAAGUUCACAGGAAACUAUGAUCAGGUGUACAUCACCUGCUCCGUCAUCCUGUGCGAGACUGGGAAUCCCUUCUCCAGAUGUGCUCAGGGCUGUUUAAAUAAACCAUCCCGCAGACGGAGGAGAGCUCUGAGCAGGGAGACGGCUCCACACAGUAUUACCCAGGGUCCUUUGCGCUUCGCUGGAAAGACUGAUGUUGAUGAUAAACGUGUGCUGAUGAAAAGCAGUGACACAUCAGUGAAUCCUCCAGCAGCGAGUCAAGUCUCAGCUUCUCCUCCAGACACAAACUCCAGAGAGGGAGGUUGGCCAAUCAAGGACAUCCUUAACACCAACAUCAGCACCGCAGCCUUCGGCAGCGCCUUCCUGAUUUCAGUGGUGGUCUUGGCUGUGGUCAUCCGUCACUUCAGCAGGAAGAGAAAAGCAGAAGACCAGAAUGCUCUUAUACCGCAUGCUGAAGACGCUGACUAAGCUUUACUAGUCUCAGUUAUAUGUACGUCGAACCCCAGUCUGGUUUUAAACCGAAGGAACAGUGAACACACUUGUUCCCACAUGUGUCCUUAUUUUGUCUUUCUCUAAAAUCCAAGUUAGAACAAUAUUGCUGAAUACUUAUUGUUGGUUUGUAACUCAAGACAGAAGCUAAAUGUGAGCUGUGUUUGGUUGGUUUCUGUGCUGUUUGUUGCCUGGUCUGUGGAGGAACCAGACACAACCUCAGCCUUGACAAACCAGUUUAAAGCCUUUUCUUCGUUCCUCCCGUCUAGUUUUGCAGGAUGUUUUUAAUGCCAUUGUCUUUUGGUUUGUGAUACUGUAAAAUGUUUCCAUGUUGGGUCAGGCACACAGCAAGGAUUGGCAUUAAAGUAUAGGUCUAGAAAGAAAAAAGGUGUGAAAAAGCAACCAGUGCUUUAGAAAAGCGUCUUAGUUUGCAAAACGUAUAAUAAAAGGAGCUUUUUAAAAUGACUAUUAACAACAUAACAUACAGUAUAAUCAUAUGUUACAUUUUAGCCUAACGGAUAAAUAUAUUCAAUAGUCAAAUCAUCAAAUCACUGGACGUGCAAAUUACAGGAAAAUAAAUAUUUAAUUAUCAAGGCACUAUAAUAAAUGAUGAUUAACAAGU
Messenger RNA from Betta splendens (Siamese fighting fish), 2913 nucleotides. RefSeq lists its product as uncharacterized. NCBI's taxonomy places the organism in Eukaryota, Metazoa, Chordata, Actinopteri, Anabantiformes, Osphronemidae. The transcript has 13 exons. The record is from RefSeq and is a predicted model, not a curated record. The coding region runs from base 36 to 2270 and encodes 744 amino acids.